GUAGAGAAAGGAGUCAAAAAGGUGCCAUUCUUAACUCACGUUUUAACACAAUUUGUUAGCCCCAAACAAUAACAAUAAAAAUAGGUGUGCCCUUAUUUGAGAAUAAGAAAAGUUACCUUUUAUACAAGCUAAACUCAUUGAGUAAAAGGAAACGCACCGCAGGGUACCAUAAGAACCCCAUUGGACAGGGCGAACAAAGCCAAGGGCGUGGCGCGUUAUAACGCCCCUUUUUUAAAAACGCACCCGACAACAUCAAAUACACAGGUACAAACGUAUCGAAAAACAUUUCAAGAUAACACUUUCCUUAUGAAAAUUGUCUCUGAAAAUACCCUGUCCAAGAUAACUUAAUUUAAAAAAAAUGCAUGGAAAUCUUCCCCAGCUUUUCGUUUCCGCCGGGGAAGCAGCGAUGAAAGAAAAAAGUAAGAACGCGGCUCGUUCGCGGCGCGAAAAGGAAAACGCCGAGUUCUUGGAAUUAGCAAAAUUACUACCGUUACCAGCCGCUAUUACUUCUCAAUUGGAUAAAGCUUCUGUUAUUCGAUUAACAACUUCUUAUUUAAAGAUGAGACAAGUUUUUCCAGACGGACUUGGGGAUGCUUGGGGAGCACAACCGGUCCCCCCGAACCCUCGCGACGCCCUCAUCAAAGAAUUGGGAUCCUAUCUACUUCAAACACUCGACGGAUUCAUUUUUGUCGUCGCCCCAGAUGGAAAAAUUAUGUAUAUUUCAGAAACAGCUUCGGUACAUCUUGGGUUAUCACAGGUUGAACUAACCGGAAAUAGUAUUUACGAAUACAUUCAUCAAGCUGAUCAUGAUGAAAUGACGGCCGUUUUAACACCGACUCCUCCUCAACCGGGUUCGGCUCCUCGAGAUUACGAAAGCGAAAGAGCUUUCUUUCUGCGUAUGAAAUGCGUUUUAGCAAAACGAAACGCAGGUCUCACCAACGGUGGUUAUAAGGUAAUUCACUGUAGCGGCUACCUCAAGGUCAAACAAUUCACCGCUUCCCAAUCGCCUUACGAAGGAUGUUACCAGAAUAUGGGUUUGGUUGCUGUGGGCCACUCGUUACCUCCGAGCGCCAUCACCGAAAUCAAACUCCACCAGAACAUGUUCAUGUUUCGAGCGAGUCUCGACUUAAAACUCAUUUUUUUGGACGCAAGAGUGGCCCAGCUGACAGGAUAUGAACCCCAAGAUCUCAUCGAGAAAACUCUUUACCAUUACAUCCACGUCUUCGAUAUGCAAUUAAUGAAAUCAUCUCAUUUGCAAUUGUUGUUCAAGGGCCAGGUUACAUCGAAGUACUAUAGGUUUAUGUGCAAGGGGGGCGGCUGGGUUUGGAUGCAAAGCUAUGCCACAAUCGUUCACAAUUCAAGAUCAUCACGACCCCAUUGUAUAGUUUCUGUUAAUUAUGUUUUAAGCGAUGUGGAAGCGAAAGAUUUAGUUUUAAAUCAAUCUCAAGGAAACGUUAAAGAGGAGGCUUCUUCACCGAAUAUAAUUGAACGAAAUUCCUCACCUCAAUCAUCAUCAUCCCGUUCUAGUCAUCACCAAUUAAAAUAUCAAUUACCAAGAACAUCAGCUGCUUCAACAGCCGUUGUAACACCACCUUCAUCGGUACAACAACCGGAAGAAGAAUUUAAUGACUCAAAUGGUGUUUCUUAUCCGACUCCCACACCAUCUACCGAAUAUCCCAUAUAUUUAUCCAAUUUUCAUGAUGACCCUUAUUAUCCGCAUCAAGAAAUUUUUUAUCCUUACUCAGACGCGGAGUUAACUCAACACAGUUUAAAUCCCAUUAAUAAUCAGCACCAACAAAGACCUUAUAGUGCUUCAUCGAGUAGUUGUAGUAGUGUUGAAAGUGAGCAGCAAACGAAUAACUUGCAUUUUCAAACUUUGAAUAACCCAUAUUGUUCUGGUGAUCAUUUGGGGCAGCAACAACAACAACAACAGCAUUCUCCGUUUGGACCAAAUUGUUUUAAUAACAACCAAAAUCAUGCGUUGCAGCAACAAAGUAUGUAUGAUGGACAUGAUUAUAAACAAGGGCAUCAACAAACCUCGGCUGGUUAUACGAGCGUUAUUGUUGAAGCUCAAUAUCAACUUACAAAUGAAUAUGUACAUUAAAAUGAAAAAAAAUCCACUUUGUAAAAAGAUUUUUUAGUAGAUGUAAGUUUUUUUUUGUAUAGAUUUUUUUUUGUAACCCGAGUGUAAGUGCCAUAUUAAUGUAUGAAAAAGAAAAAGAAAAAAUAGUGAGAAAAAUUUGAUCACGUGACAAUAACUUUCAUGAUUUUUUUUUGUUAGCUUUGAAUUUAACGUUUAUUUUUGUACAUAGUUUGUGUAAUUUAU
This is a messenger RNA of Onthophagus taurus, 2326 nucleotides long. Its product is annotated as single-minded homolog 1-like. Gene Ontology annotation, molecular function: DNA-binding transcription factor activity, RNA polymerase II-specific; RNA polymerase II transcription regulatory region sequence-specific DNA binding; protein dimerization activity. Gene Ontology annotation, cellular component: transcription regulator complex; cytoplasm; nucleus. Gene Ontology annotation, biological process: regulation of transcription by RNA polymerase II. The record is from RefSeq and is a predicted model, not a curated record. NCBI's taxonomy places the organism in Eukaryota, Metazoa, Arthropoda, Insecta, Coleoptera, Scarabaeidae.